ACUCGUAGACUCGUAGUUCGCAAAUCUCAUUCCUAAUCGCGCGAACUCGCAGAAACGACGAGCACCUAGGUCUGUGGCCUCUCACGUCUCUCUCUGUAACCCUGACUCACUCUGCGGUUUCUCUUUUUAGAGGAAACGAGAAGCUAACAAGAUGCUGCCACAGCGGAUGAAAAAGGCUAUGACAGACAACCCAAAGAAAUUAGCCAAUUUGAUUGACCUCGUAAAUCUCCCUUCAACACUUAGAGAAUUCAUGGGUCAGUCACAGACUUCUCGCUUAGGUUGUUUUAAACGUGUCUGGUCUUACAUCAAGGAAAACAAUCUCCAGGUAUUAACCAUAUUAGUAAGCCGCAUCAAUUAGAAAAUAUCAUGGUUGAUAGCUCUUCCGUCCCAUUUUAUAUUACAUUGUUGAACUUAUUUUGAAGUUUAAAAUGUUAUUUGACUUGCAUAUAACAUUAUUGAUCGUUGAAGAAUGUUAAAUUAAUGGUUGUAGAGUUGUUUUUGAUAAGAGGCGGAUUCAUGAUUUUAAGUUUAUGGGUUCCGGAACACAACCCUUUUGAUUAUUGGGUUUUGGAUAGAUUACAUAAAAUGGAUUUCGUAACACAAAUACCUGAAUUGCGCGAAAGUUAUUUUUUUUUCCUGCUAAACCUGUAGCUGAAACUGUAGACACGCCUGGUUUUGGUAGAGAACAUCAUAUCAAGGUUUAA
This is a messenger RNA of Nicotiana tabacum (common tobacco), 704 nucleotides long. The record is from RefSeq and is a predicted model, not a curated record. NCBI's taxonomy places the organism in Eukaryota, Viridiplantae, Streptophyta, Magnoliopsida, Solanales, Solanaceae.